AUGUCAACCGGAAACAGGGCACUAUCUGGAGUCUGCGAACACAUUCUGUACUUCCUCUCCUAUACAGUCUUCGUCCUCUUCCUUCCUGUGUCAGUUUUCGUCUGCCUAAAGGUUGUGCAGGAGUAUGAACGCGCCGUAAUCUUUCGACUGGGUCGUGUGAUGCCUGGCAGUAUGAAGGGACCAGGGAUAUUUUUGUGCCUACCCUGCGUGGAGGAGUGCUUUAUGGUGGAUCUGAGAACAAUCACGUUUGAUAUUCCGCCUCAAGAGAGUCUGCAAAAGUGUCUGGCUGGAGGUGAUGAGGAGAGGGAGGUCUUUGAGGAUUUGCAAUUACUACUGCAGUAUCAGUCGAGCCUUCUUAAUUAUUUCCACGAAAAUAAUGCAGAAAAGGGGGGUCGUCUUCGGCCGUCUAAAUGA
Molecule: messenger RNA, 414 nt
Organism: Hydatigera taeniaeformis
Lineage: Eukaryota; Metazoa; Platyhelminthes; Cestoda; Cyclophyllidea; Taeniidae
Source: the annotation of a GenBank genome assembly